GACUUCUGGAAGCAGUCAUUUCUGUCAUUCUUCAUCCCAGUGUGGCAGUUAGACUAACAGCAGCUUGGUGUUUGCGCUGCGUGGCAGUAGCGCUGCCGUCCUAUGCAUCCCUGCUGUUGGAUCGCUGCAUUGACCGUCUCAGUGCAUUGAAAUCCUCCCCAGAGGCAGUUACUGGUUAUAGUUUUGCUGCUGCUGCUUUGCUGGGUGCAGUAAAACUCUGUCCUUUGGGAAUUCCACAUGGGAAAGGGAAGGUCAUCAUGACAGUAGCAGAGGAUCUGCUGUGUUCUGCUUCUCAGAACAGUCGCAUUUCACUGCAGCGAACACAGGCAGGAUGGAUGCUGAUAGCUGCCCUCAUGACGUUAGGUCCUGCUGUUGUCCAACACCAUCUGCCCAGAAUACUGUUGCUGUGGAAGUGCAUCUUUCCAUCAUCUCCUAAAGAUCUAGAAACAGAGAAGACUCGAGGAGAUUCAUUUACAUGGCAAGUAACGCUGGAAGGCCGUGCUGGCGCUCUCUGUGCUAUCAAGAGCCUUGUUUCCCACUGUGCUGGUCUGCUUACAGAUGAAGUUGUUCAGAGACUUCUCCCUCCUCUCCCAAGUGCUGUUGAUUUAUUGAUUCAGCUUUCUUCAAUAUAUAAAUUAUAUGGAAAUUCUUUAAAAACAUCAUCAACGGUUUACAGACAUAAACUUUAUGAAUUACUGGCAGUAUUACCUCCAAAGACUUAUGAAGGAAGCUUCUCUGUUGUUCUAAAAGAGCUAGUGGCUGACUUGACUGUUCCAGAUAGCCAGAUUGAUGCCUCUACAUUUUUGCUUCCACCUCUUUGUCAUGAGAACGAUCUCCUUCUGCUUGGCCCCUUACUGCAGGAGACUGACCACCGAUUCAUUGAAGAGCAGCUCCUCUUAGGUAACAACAUAGCUGGAGGCAGCCUGGAAUAUGACCCUUACUCAGUUUAUGAGAAAGCUGCAAAAGGGGAUUCAGUGCCUAAACCUCUACCUCCCAUGUUGUCUGUGAUCAGUGCAGCAACUCGUCUGUUUGGAGUUAUAUUUUCCCAUGUAGCAGAAUCUCAGAGACUUCAGGUGUUGGAACAGUUGUUGGAUUCUAUAAAACAAACAAAAGGAUCACGGCAACAAAUAGUACAACUAAACGUUGUGUCAGCCUUUUCUACUUCCUUAAAGCACUUGGCUAGCUGCAAGGGAAAUUUAGGUCCAGAAGAAGUUAGAAGAUCUGCCCUGACGUUAGUAAUGGGUGCCUUGGAAAGCAAUAACCCGCUGUUGAGAUGUGCUGCUGCAGAGUGUUUGGCCAGGCUGGCACAGGUGGUUUCUGACAGUGCCUUCACUGCUGGAUUAGCACAAGUUAGUUUUGACAAGCUAAAAUCAGCUAGGGAUGUGGUAUCAAGAACAGGUCAUUCUUUGGCUUUGGGAUGUCUGUACAGGUACCUCGGAGGAAUAGGUUCCACUCAGCACCUGAAUGCAUGUGUUGGAAUCCUUUAUACCUUAUCUCAGGACAGUACUUCUCCUGAUGUACAGGCUUGGGCGCUACAUUCCCUGUCACUGAUCGUAGAUUUAGCAGGUCCCUUGUUCCAUAUGCACGUGGAACCUACCUUAUCCCUGGUUCUCAUGUUGUUGUUGACUGUGCCUCCUGCUUACACUGAAGUUCAUCAAAGUCUGGGUCGCUGUUUAAAUGCACUUAUUACUGCCUUGGGCCCCGAGUUGCAAGGCAGCAGUAAAACAGUUUCAGCCUUAAGAACUUCUUGUCUUCUGGGCUGUGCAGUGAUGCAAGAUAAUCCUGACUGCCUUGUCCAGGCUCAAGCCAUCUCUUGCCUUCAGCAGCUUCACAUGUUUGCUCCUCGACACGUCAACUUGUCUAGCCUUGUAAGCUGCCUGUGUGUGAACCUCUGUAGCUCUUACUUGUUACUGAGACGUGCGGUGGUAGCUUGUCUGCGUCAGCUCGUGCAAAGAGAAGCUGCUGAGGUAUCAGAAUAUGCUGUUGCUUUAGUGAAAGAGAGCCGAGAAGAUUUUACUCCAGAUGUUAACAUCAGAGAAAUAGGCCUGGAAGGAGCAUUGCUGGGCUUGCUGGACAAGGAACUGGAUCCAAGAUUGUGCCAAGAUAUCAAAGAGACUCUGACUCAUAUGCUGACUUCAAUGGCAGUUGAAAAGCUCUCCUUUUGGCUGAAGCUGUGUAAAGAUGUUCUUGCUGCAUCAGCUGAUUUCAAUACAGUAGCUUCACUGGAUACUACUCAAGAAGAGGAGACUGCUAAAGCAGACGAUGCAUCUGUAUUAACCUCUGCAAGUGAUGAGAGGUCCCACCCUUUCAGUAAUCCACGUUGGUCUACAAGAGUUUUUGCUGCAGAGUGUGUUUGUAAAAUUAUCAGCCAGUGUGAAAAUGCAGACACUGCUCAUUUUGACAUAACUUUGGCUCAGGAAAGAAAACAACGUGAUUCAAGAGAUGACUUCUUGGUGUUGCAUUUAGCUGACUUGAUACGUAUGGCUUUUAUGGCUGCCACAGAUCACAGCGAUCAGCUCCGUCUUUCUGGACUUCAAAUGUUGCUAGUUGUUGUUCGGAAAUUUGCAGCUGUUCCUGAACCUGAGUUUCCAGGGCAUGUAAUUCUGGAGCAGUAUCAAGCCAAUGUUGGAGCAGCACUUAGGCCUGCCUUUGCCCCAGAAACGCCCCCUGAUGUCACAGCAAAAGCAUGUCAGGUGUGCAGUGCCUGGGUAGCAAGUGGGGUAGUAAGUGACCUUAGUGACCUUCGAAGGGUUCACCAGUUGCUAGUAUCCUCCUUGGUCAAAGCCCAGGCUGGGAAAGAAGCACAAAGUCAACAGUAUAAUGAAAGCACCUCAACUAUGGAGAUCCUGGCCGUGCUUAAGGCUUGGGCAGAGGUUUACAUAGUUGCAGUUGAAAAGCAGAAAAAUCUAAGCGAUGCACACAAUCACUCUUUGAAAAUUACCAGCUCUACAGAAGAAAGCUACAGAGAGACAGGAUCUUCAGUCAGCGGGCUCCUGGAACUAGUUCAGGCAGAUCUGGGAACCCUGAGCAAGCUCUGGCUUGCUGCACUCCAGGACUUUGCUCUCUUAACUUUGCCUUCAGAAUAUGCAUCUCAAUUACCUGCUGAAGGUGGUACGUUUUAUACAGCAGAGACAAUUGAAAAUGCCAGACCUCAUUACUACAACUCCUGGGCGCUAAUACUUUAUGCUGCAGCAUUAUGGCUUACUAGCACAGGUUUUAUCGUUGCUGAUCCAGAUGAAGGAGUAACAAACCUUUCCAGACCUGUCACCCCAACUACAAUGUGUCAAGAUUCUUCUUCCAGACCCUUGGUGAAAUCUCCUGAGGAUAUCAAUACUGACAGAUUUCAUCUUAUCUUGGGAAUUAGCGUGGAAUUUCUUUGCUCCCCUCGAUCAGAUACAGCGAUGGAGAACAUUGUGGCCUGCUUACAUGCUCUACAAGCACUCUUUGAUGUUCCAUGGCCGAGGUCUAAAAUAGGGGGUGAUCAGGAGCUGGGUGUAGAACUGUUGAAUGUUUUGCAUCGACUGAUACUGACCAGAGAAUCACCUGAUAUUCAGCUUGCUGCCCUUGAAGUGGUUCGACUGAUUCUUUUUGCAGCUCAGGAACAUGUGAAAGAAAAACGCAGAAGUGCAGAAGUUGAUGAUGGUGCUGCAGAAAAGGAAACGUUGCCAGAAUUUGGAGAAGGCAAAGAUACAGGAGGACUAGUGCCUGGGAAAUCAUUAGUCUUUGCAACACUAGAGCUGUGUGUGUGUAUUCUUGUCAGACAGCUUCCCCAGCUCAACCCUAAGUUAACUUGCAGCCCUGCAGUUCAAUCUGGAAAACAUCUGUUAUUGUCAGAGGAUGGAAGCAGACUGGUAGCAGCAGCAUUAGUUAUCCUCUCCGAUGUUCCUGCAAUCUGUUCUCCUGAAGGAAGCGUUUCAGUUCUUCCCACUAUCUUGUACCUUAUAAUUGGAGUACUCAAGGAAACUGCUGUGAAGUUGCAUGGGGGCCAGUUACCUCUGGCCGUGGCUGCGGCUCUGCAGGCCCUCAGAGGGCUCGUGUCUUCGCCCAUGGCUCGAGCGGAGAAGAGUCGGGCUGCUUGGACGGAGCUUCUGCGCAGCGCUCUAGUCACAGUGCUCGACUGCUGGGAUCAAACAGCUGAGCUCCCGCUGGAUGAAGUGAGCCUGCUCACGGCCCUGACGGUGUUCGUGGUGUCUGCCAGCCCGGAGGUGGCCGCCGGGGGCUGCCUGCACAGCCGCUGCCUUGAGAAGUUUCAGUUAACGCUUCACUUGAAAGAUCCUUUUGUACAGCAUAAAUGCUACCAGCUGCUGCACUCCAUCUUUCAGCAUCCAAACAAAACUGUGUCGUAUCCUUAUAUCCAUUCUUUAGCACCAUCCAUUGUGGGAAAAUUGCAGGAAACAGAAAAAGCAAAACCUGAGAAUGCUGCUGAACUUCAAGUUGUCCAGGAGGGAAUCAAGGUGAUUGUAGCUCUCACGGCUGCAGCUGAGGAAGAGCACCGUGCUCAUUUGGUGGCCUGCCUUCUGCCCAUCCUUAUUUCCUUUCUUUUGGAUGAAAAUGCCCUGGUGUCUGCUACAAACUCAGCAAAAUACUUACAUGAGUUUGCUUUGCAAAAUCUGAUGCAGAUUGGUCCACAGUACUCGUUAGUCUUCAAAAAACUAAUCGCUUCCUCUCCAACUAUGAAAGCCAGGCUGGAAUCAGCUGUAAAAGGCAAUCAGGAAAGCAUCAAAGUGAAGACUGCUAAACAUGGAAAGAAUCCUGGGAAAAGUUCAAGUAUCCAGCUGAAGACCAACUUUCUUUAAAGUCUCAUACUGUAAUUUUAUGCA
Messenger RNA from Tinamus guttatus (white-throated tinamou), 4820 nucleotides. The record is from RefSeq and is a predicted model, not a curated record. NCBI's taxonomy places the organism in Eukaryota, Metazoa, Chordata, Aves, Tinamiformes, Tinamidae.